This is a messenger RNA of Oncorhynchus mykiss (rainbow trout), 2674 nucleotides long. RefSeq lists its product as uncharacterized. The record is from RefSeq and is a predicted model, not a curated record. NCBI's taxonomy places the organism in Eukaryota, Metazoa, Chordata, Actinopteri, Salmoniformes, Salmonidae.
GAGCAGAGAGAGAGAGAGAGAGAGAGAAGGGCCCAAGGCCGUGACACGGAACUGCCUACUCAGCCGUCCUGCUCACCCUACCUCAGUAACUCUCUGUAACUGUACAGUACAGUGUCCCAAUGGGUGCUUAAAACACCUCUCGUUUGAGGACCGGGGUCUCCACAACUCUACUUUUGAUACAACAUACUAUAGUUGAUGAUAGUACCUGUAUCAAGGUGAGAGGAUCUUAAAAGAGGAAGCUUCAGGGUAUUUUUUAUUGCUCACCAUCAUAGUACAUCUGCUAUUGGACUGCAGAGAUUCCAUCUGUGUUGUAAACGUACAGCUAUAAACAUUCUCUAGUCAGCUGUAAUAAGGAAGGACAGAGGACUUUGGUCCGAGACGCUGGUUUGAAGCAGUACGUAACGUGUGUCUUGUGAUGAGCUCGACGCUCCUCUGACUGCGACGAGGAGAGACGACCAGCAGACUUCACUAAAGGUGUUGAGGUUUGAUGUCCUGUGUUUUGAGAGGUGCUGUGACAUCAUUAAGGGGUGCUGUGACAUCAAUAUCGACCAUGGAGGGGAGGAGUGUUCUGAGGCGUGCCCAAUCUCUACGGAGCGUCUCUAUGCGUGACGGAGACAAGCCCACCUGGGCGGAGGCGGGGUUUAGGGACAAUAUGAAGUCCAUCUCCGUAUCUCAGAUGUUGACCAGAUACCAAGCCAGCCCUUCAGUAGAGGUCCCUACCCUGAACCAUGUGGAGCACAAGACUGAGCAGAUAACCAAGAAUCAGACCUCCUACUCAAACGUCCGUGAGAAAACAAAGAGACAACUGUCAGAGAGCGCACAGGAACGCAAGCUGGAGUCCUUGAUGAGAAACAACGGAGUGAGAGAGACGACCAGGAUCCAGCCCAGUGUGAGAGAGAAGACCCGUGGGUCAACUAGCCUGUUAGGAGAGACGUCCCGGGGGUCGGCCAAUCUCUCCCGCAGUAAGUCCAUGUCCAGUCUCCCUGGCCCCUCUCCCAGAGUCGACCCGGCCGGGAGUAUCGGAGCCCUGAAGGCUCUCUUCGAGUCAAAGGUCACCAAGGAGAAGGUGAAGAGCAUCAUGGGAGCUGUAGGCCAAGCACCAUCACGUCCCAAGAUGGCAGCUGCGGCCCCAGCCAUCAAUGGGUUUGUGGAGGAGAGAAAGGGCCCUAUAGAGGAGAAAGCUGUACCUUCACCUGCAUCCCCGGCUAGAGAGGAGGUCACUACACAGGUUGGGAGAAAGACGCGCUCAGAGAGGAGAAAGACCAUCAGUGGUAUCAACCUGGAAAAGAUAUCUACAGCAUCUCAGGAUGUUGACAAGAGGAAGUCGAUCUCAGACCUCAGUGACGCCGGUUCCUCCUCCUUCAGCCCAGAGAGGGAGAAACCGUCCGCUUCUGUCUCUGUCAGAGCCAUGUCUGCUCUCUAUCUGUCCAAGGUAGCAGCUGCAGAGUCAACGGCUCAAGAUCCAUCCUCUCCAACCAAGAGAGGAGUGAAACCAUCCAAGUUCCUGCCAUGUAAACAGGACGUGUGUUCAUCCUGUCUGAAGCCAGUCUAUCCUAUGGAGAAAAUGACCGCUGAUAAAUUCAUAUUUCACAAGAACUGUUUCUGCUGUAAACACUGUCAGAAGAAGCUCAGCAUGCAUAGCUAUGCUCCGCUGUACGGGGAGUUCUACUGUGUGUUCCACUACCAGCAGCUGUUCAGGAGGAAAGGGAACUAUGACGAGGGCUUUGGCCACACCCAACACAAAGACCGCUGGCUGCAGAGAACCAAUGAGACGCCGGGGUCUAAUAGCGCUGAUGUCAUAUAGAGCUCCCUGAUUGCUGACGCGGUGACCAUGACAACACUGAAUCACAGCAUCGUUGGAGUCACCUGGGUUAUGUACUCCAUGUACACACUGUAUACACUGAGUCGCUUGACAGUAAUCAGCACCAGAGUCCACUUUAUGGACACAAUUACAGAUCAAUUAUAUGAUGUUUUAUUUCUGAGACAAGAUCUCUCCUGAUUCUGAUUUCAUUUUUUCUAUUUUAGCAAAAUGAUUCUGAUUUCAUUUUUUCUAUUUUAGCAAAAUGAUUCUGAUUUCAUCUUUUCCAUAUCAGCAAAAUAUUGGGAAUUUUGGUAUCUUAGUAGGAUCCCCCGUUAGCUGUUGCAAAAGCAGCAGCUACUCUUCCUGGAGUCCACACAAAACAUGACACAUAAUACAGAACAUUAAUAGACAAGAACACUCAAGAACAGAACUACAUCAAUUAAAACAUUUGACACGUGGCCUCCAUAUCAAUACAUACACAAACUAUCUGGGUCCAUUAGAGGAGAGGCGUUGUACCAAAGUAACUGGGUCAAAUAGAGGAGAGGAGUUGCUUUAUCUGUUUAUCUGACUGGCAUGCAUAGUAUGUACAUCAGCCCUCUGAUUACAAUGAAGAGCAGUAUGUGCCUCUGUUCUGGGCCAGCUGCAGCUUAACUAGGUCUUUCUUAGCAACACUGGACCACACGACUGGACAAUAAUCAAGAUUAGACAAAACUAGAUCCUGCAGGACUUGUUUUGUGGAGCACGCUGUCAAAAAAGCAGAGCAUAUCUUUGUUACAGACAGACCUCUCCCCAUUGAAUCUAUGUGUUUUGACCAUGACAGUUUACAUUCUAAGGUAACACUAAGUAAUUUAGUCUCCUCUACUUGUUCAACAG